This is a messenger RNA of Mycena indigotica, 1920 nucleotides long. RefSeq names its product DNA-(apurinic or apyrimidinic site) lyase. Gene Ontology annotation, cellular component: nucleus. The record is from RefSeq and is a predicted model, not a curated record. Gene Ontology annotation, biological process: base-excision repair. The transcript is spliced from 5 exons. Gene Ontology annotation, molecular function: phosphoric diester hydrolase activity; zinc ion binding; double-stranded DNA 3'-5' DNA exonuclease activity. Bases 46 to 1920 code for a protein of 624 amino acids. Lineage: Eukaryota; Fungi; Basidiomycota; Agaricomycetes; Agaricales; Mycenaceae.
UACUCGUCUUGCCACAAACAACUUGAACUCAAGGGUCGAAGUUGUAUGCGAAUAUUGACGUGGAACAUCAAUGGAGUCCGCACUAUACCCCAAUAUCAUCCAUGGAACACUUUCAAGACACACGAGGAAAUACUCAACAACCUUCAUGCGGACAUAUUGUGCUUUCAAGGUGUGCAUAAGCUCCUCCAAAAAUUUGCUCCAGUCUCACUCAUCUGUGAUUCCCAAGAGAUGAAGUCGUCGCGACAAAAUCUACCCAAAGCAGUGGGCGUUCCACCGUCCUAUCAUUCGUUCUUCUCUUUUCCCCGCCAUAGAUCGGGCUACUCUGGAGUUGCUGUAUAUGCCAAACUGGCGUCUGCCACCCCGCUCAAGGCCGAAGAAGGGCUCACGGGCCUUUUGCAACCCAAUCCACCUCUCCUGCCUUCGGAAUGCAUCUCCCAGCCAGACGCUUACCCUACUCAAACACCUGAAUGUGAAGAACUCGACCUUCGCUCGCUCGAUUCAGAGGGUCGAGCAUUAGUGAUCGACUUUGGUUUAUUCGUUCUUGUCGCAGUGUACUGUCCAAACGAUGGAACAGACACUGACCAGCGUAUUCAAUACAAAGCCGACUUUCACACCAUACUGGCGGCGCGGAUUCGCGGUCUUGUUGGAGAGAAGCGAGAAGUAAUUUUGUUGGGAGACUUGAACGCUUGUGCCGCUGUUAUAGAUCACGCUGAAGGCCCUCUUAUGGUUGCGCGAGCACAAGAAGAAGGAAUUGAAGGCGAAGAGGGAUUCUGGCUAACCGGAGCGCGAAAGUGGCUGCGUGAUUUAAUAGCAGAUAAUGGCGGAAUUCUGGUCGAUGUAGUCCGUCGUUUUCACCCGGACCGCAAGGGAAUGUACACAUGCUGGAAUACCAAGAUAUCGGCUCGUGAAUCCAAUUAUGGUGCACGAAUCGAUUAUAUUUUGGUCACUCCUGGCCUGCUGCCUUGGAUUGAGGCUGCAGAUAUUCAACCAGAGCUCAAAGGCAGCGAUCAUUGUCCGGUGUUCAUUGACCUCCGUGACUCUCUGGUUGAUAACCAAGGAAGAGAAAUCCUGCUACAAGAUGUCCUUGGAGUUACCCGAGAAGCUGAACCGCCUCGUCUCGCAGCCAAAUUUUGGGACGAAUAUAAACAACGCCUUUUAAGCACAUUUUUCACCACAAAAACCAGUUCACAUCCCUCAGACCAACAGCAUCCAGCUUCCCCAGACGCUUCCGGUAUAGCAUCCUCCUCCUCUCUUUCCGCCUCGUUGGAAAUGCAGCCUAGUAAACGGAAACUUGAUGCUAUUCAACCACAAUCCGCGUCUCAGACUCUAUCUAAGAAACCCAAGUCUCAACAGGAGAAACCUCAAGUUUCCUUAGACUCGACCAAACUCAAGAAAGCAGUCAAAGGCCAGACUAGUCUCGCUUCAUUCUUCGCAAAGCCAACUGCGCAGUCAUCGUCCUCAAAAGCCGUACACGCAGAAAAAAGGAAAACCACUGACAAAAACGACAUCAUCGUUAUCGAUGAGGACCACGCACCCCCAUCUUCGUCUCCGACUGUGCAGUCGGAUUUAGACGCAGAUUAUCAGUUUGCCCUCAAACUUUCGCAAGAACCCAUACCAUCAGCAUCAUCACCGUUAAACAAAAACCUUGAAGCCAAAGCAUGGGGUCGUAUGCUCGCUCCGCCUGCCCCACCGCGAUGCGUCGUGCAUGGGGAACCAGCCAAGUCAAUGACCGUCACAAAAACAGGACCGAACAAGGGCAAAUCAUUUUUCAUAUGCUCCAGACCUGUUGGGCCUGGGUACGACGCUGGCAAGGCUACCCGGAGACGGAGUGAGGUUGACGAUCAGUGGCGUUGCAAUUUCUUCAAAUGGGCCAGCGAUGUUCGCCGAGAAGAGAUGACGCGCAAAGACACGCCUGACUAG